This is a messenger RNA of Branchiostoma belcheri (Belcher's lancelet), 2803 nucleotides long. Its product is annotated as neuroligin-4, X-linked-like. Gene Ontology annotation, biological process: neuron cell-cell adhesion; postsynaptic membrane assembly; synaptic vesicle endocytosis. Gene Ontology annotation, cellular component: cell surface; synapse. The coding region runs from base 17 to 2374 and encodes 785 amino acids. The transcript has 5 exons. Gene Ontology annotation, molecular function: neurexin family protein binding; signaling receptor activity. The record is from RefSeq and is a predicted model, not a curated record. NCBI's taxonomy places the organism in Eukaryota, Metazoa, Chordata, Leptocardii, Amphioxiformes, Branchiostomatidae.
CCUGAACACUGUAAAGAUGGAUUCCAUGUGGGUAACGUCAGCUAUACUGACAUGGAUCCUCAUGACUGCAUCAGCGGACUCGAAUUCUGGAGAAGUUAUCACCACCAAAUACGGAUCUUUUCGAGGCAGACAAGUCCCGAAACCGAAAGACAGGAUGCGUCCAGUGAACAAAUAUCUGGGAAUCCCGUACGCCAAACCACCGGUGGGUAACCUGCGAUUCAGACCGCCACAGGAACCAGAAGCUUGGGACAAGGAUAAGGUGAGAGACUUCACCAAGUUUGGUCCCGCCUGUCCGCAGAUUGUGACAUCAGGGGACACCGACCUGCCGUCAGCGGUACAAACCAGGGAAGCCAUGCGGCCGUUCUUGGAGACGAUGGACGAAGAUUGUCUGUACCUGAACAUCUACAGUCCUGUUAUCAACGGUGAUGGUCUUGAUGAGAUGUACCCGUUAGCAGUCCUGGUGUUCAUCCACGGCGGAGGCUACACAUCCGGUACCGGUAACGCUUACGACGGGACCGUCCUGGCCAGCCAUGGUGCCGUAGUGGUGGUCACCAUCAACUACAGACUAGGAGUGUUAGGAUUUCUGAGCAUGGGCGACGAAUUUGCAUCUGGUAACUACGGACUUCUGGAUCAGAUCGCAGCUCUUGAUUGGAUCAGUGAGAACAUCAGGCACUUUGGAGGGGACCCGACCAAAGUUACGCUUGUAGGGUUUGGUUCUGGAGCGUCGUGUGUUAAUUUGCUGGCUCUGUCUCCUAAAGCUGCAGGAAAGUUUCGCCGUGCCAUCAUUCAGAGUGGAUCGGCUCUAGGCACCAGCGCCCUUGCUGAAGACUCGCGGCACUACGCGACAAUGCUGGCUGAGAAACUAGACUGUUGCCGACCAGACGCCGCUCAAACAGUCCAAUGUCUCCGGAACAAACCUUACCAAGACCUGCUACUGAAGAACAUGACACCGCCAUCUUCCAGUUACUACCCCAUGUUCGGUCCGUCUGUGGAUGGUGUGGUUGUUCCCAAUCAACCUCGAAGACUACUUGAAGGCGACCUGUUCAGGAGCUAUGACUUCAUGGUUGGGCUUUCAGAAGAGGAUGGAUAUAAGUAUAUUCCCAGCAUUGCUGUGAUAGAAAACGGUCUAUCUGAUGAUGAAUAUAGGGACCUGAUCAGUGACUUUGUUAACCAGGUGUUUCCAUACAGAGAAAAUGAGAUCCAAGACGCCAUACUGUUUCUCUACACAAACUGGGGGAACGACACGAAUGAAACUAGAAGAGCCGGUGUUGUGCGCAUGCUGACGGAACAACAGAUCGCAGUGCCGAUUGUUGAGGUGGCAAAUCUCCACUCUACCAAGAACACAGAGAGUUCGACAUACAUGUAUUCUUACAGCUACAAAGCCAUCAACACACCGAACCCCAAGUGGGUAGGAGCAGUACAUGGGGACGAGCUGCCGUUUGUUUUUGGGGCUCCCGUCGCCCCUCGAGGGAUCUUCCAGCAGCUGAAUUUCACUAAAGGUGAAUCUAUGAUGAGCGUCGCCAUGAUGACAUACUGGAGUAAUUUUGCGAAAACUGGAGACCCUCAAAAGCCCAGACUGCAAACCACAACUUUCCUCCACGAAAGGCCAAACAGAUUUGAGAGCAUCCAAUGGGCACAAUACAGUGUAGACAACUGCAGCCGAUGUCAAGAGACGUUCCUGUACUUGGGAAUGAAACCUCGGGUGGUGGAAGGUUUUCGGCCGCAGCGCAUCGCGUUCUGGAUCGAGCUUGUCCCAAAGCUUCUCUAUCCACAGGAAGUUCCCAGCAGCAACUAUCUUUACCCUCCGGAUGAUGCAGACGAGUUGUGUCAAAUUCUCGACAUUGGACAGGCCAUUCUAACGGGAGGCGGCCUCGCUGUACGCCGUCCAGAUGGUUGGACAAAGCCGUCAGUUGGCGUGUCGGGCUCCAGCACAACGUGUGUUUCUAUAUUACCUACUUCAGCUUCUCCGAGCCAAGGUCCGAGAAAUACUGUUCCUGGACUUACAGGGGAAUGGCGGCCAGAAUCUGCCGGCUCGAACAUCAGUAGUCAGGACAAGGGACAAAACUACUCUGAACUCAGCAUCGUGAUUGCAGUAGGGACGUCGUUACUGGUCGUUAACGUCAUCGUCUUUGCUGUCUGCUACAACAGAGGGAGAGCGCGCACAAAAAGGCUGGAGGAGGUGGAAACUCGCGAGAGAAUCAGGUUAAAGGUUACAGACAUGCGGGAGAUGUUGAAGGCCUAUGAGAUCGCAGAAAGCUGUGGAGCAAGUCCUUGUGGAACAAUGGAACUCAUUGAAAUGAAAGAUCAAAGAAUAGAAAACUGUGCCAAACUUCAAGAUAAGGGAGUAUCAGUGACGAAGACUCUUGUAGUAUGAUGUAACUUUUUGCUACAUGUUCUAUCGAUAUAUCGAUUUUGAUAUUUUCAAGUGCAUUGUCUUGCGUGUGGCAUUGCUUUUUUUGUAAUGCCUAUUGCAAAAUACGUGAUCAAGAUGCCAACUUUUGUAAAUAACUUGCUGAAGACGCUGCUCGUGAAGUUUGUCAGAGUGCCAAUUGCAAAUGCAGGUUUAUGUAUGUAUAUAUACGACAGGAAGAGACUUUUGUAUGCCAUACAGGAACAGUCUCAGGAAACAUGGGCACUCCGGGUCUGCUGCUCAAGCAUCAAGUGGAGGAAUUAAAAUAUAUGAUAUGUGCAACGCAUCCUCUUAAGUUCAAUAUUAGUUUUAAAUGAUGAAUACUGUUUGUCCAUCAUCAACCACCAUUAGGUUAAAGAAAAAAACAACUCUCACUUUAGACGAAACGGAGAG